AUGGAAAGUAGGAACUUAGAUCGAGAAAUAGUAGGAAUACUUUUUCCAGGAAUUGUUAAAAAUGAUGAGAAAGCCCUUGCAUGCAUAGGUGGAAUCAGAGGCCUUUCAAAUGUUUAUAGUAAUAUGAGUAAAAAGCGUCUAGGGCUAAGCUACCAACCAGAUAAUCCAUUUAUCAGAAAAAUAUAUGCAACAUCUAAGAAAUCUGCAGGCGUUCUCCUAAAGGUCAAAGUUAAGAAAACUAAAGUGGGCAAUGAAACAAAGAGAGAAGUAGUAUCAACAUCUGUUAUGGGAUCUGUAAAGAUAAUGUUUAAAUUUGAUUCAUUAGGUGACUUCCAAUAUAUGCCUGUCCAUAGAGAUGAACCACCAGAUUCUCCAUUAAAGUGUAUCUUAGAUGACAUACUGCCAUCAGGAUUAGAUAAUUACAGUUUUCUAUCAGAACCUGCACCACUCUUUUUAAUACCUCCCAGCUUUACAAGGUUUGAAAGGCCCAUUCGGUACACUUACACUGAGAAAAGGUACCUUAUGGACCGAUCAUCACCAGACACUAGUGAGCGUGAGAGUGUUCACAGCAAAGUUAGGUCGUUGAGAGGUACAAAUGCUGCUCCAUACAUAUUUAGUCUGACAGAUGAACUACCAACUGAACCAAAUGAGAGUACACUGAAAAUAAAGGCAUUCAAAGAAGAAAUUAGUCCGUCCUUGAAAAAGGAAUUUGAAAUAGUCAAAAAGCUCUUUGAAGAGAGACCAAUUUGGUCUUUGAAUUUGGUAAAAUUCACCACAAAGAUUCGUGGAGCUUCAUUGAAGAUCAUAAUGCCUUGUCUGGCUCUCUACCACAAAACUGGCCCAUGGCGCACUAUGUGGGUUCGAUUUGGAUAUGACCCUAGAAAGGACCCUGCUUCUAGAAUAUAUCAAACCUUAGACUUCAGGUUGAGACAUGGACAGGGUAUACGAACGCUGAUCAUGUCCCGCGAGGAGCCGUCGGCGCGGAGUACGGAGCAGCCUAGGCCCAGCAAACGGAUGCAUAAUCCUGAGCCCUCGACCUCUGACGAUGUGGUCGAGGCCAACGUGUUCUUCCGCCCCGACACCGUGCCUACGCAGAGACACAUAUUGUAUCAAUACUGUGACGUCAAGAUACCUGAGGUACAAGACAUUUUGACUGAGGCCCCUCCACCGGGGUACCUAUGCCACGAAAAGCGAGGCUGGCUACCCGCCUCGGCUGACGAAAUUGCACGAGACCAUAUGUUCAAAUACGUCAAGCAUACUUUGUUAUCAUCAACUAACGCCGAUCUCUGUAAACUUGAGCAAGGGGGCGGUAGUGAUAGCGAGGAGUCUAAUUCGGAUGAUAAUGAUGACACACGAACAAGUGAAUUAGAUAACUUAGAAGACCAAACAGAUGACCUGUGA
Messenger RNA from Arctia plantaginis, 1401 nucleotides. Lineage: Eukaryota; Metazoa; Arthropoda; Insecta; Lepidoptera; Erebidae. The record is from the annotation of a GenBank genome assembly.